Chara braunii is the source of this 4481-nucleotide messenger RNA. The record is from the annotation of a GenBank genome assembly. Lineage: Eukaryota; Viridiplantae; Streptophyta; Charophyceae; Charales; Characeae.
AGAGUGAAAACGCAGAGAGUCUGGGUCGAGUGAGAGGCGGCAAGCUGCUCCGCGCCCUCGUUGGAGUAAAAAGUAACUGGAGAUUUCAUUUUCCUGGGAAGUUAGCGACAGCUGGUGUUGGACUGGACGUGCACUUGGGAUUGGAUAGUGCCUCCCUGUUUCCUCUUCCUCCUGUCCUGAAGUCCACGUCCGCACUCAUAAUUUGCUAUGUGUGUGUGCGGCUCGUACUGUGGCUAAGUACUGCGGCUCGUACAAUUUAUAGUCAUCGUUCGUCGGAAGGGCACACAAUCGCUAAUCGCAUUGCCAAUUCAGUCGGUGCCUCCCACCACCUUUUCGACGUUGUAGAACGUGGACGAAACGUCGGCGGGAGCGGGCAUAUUUGGCAAUCCACGGGAGAUUUGAUUCCAUUUGACUCUACGUCAGUUGUUUCUGUUUUUUCUGUGUUUUUUUUCCUGCCUCUGUGUGUCUGCGAGCGUGUAUCCAAGAGAGAGAGAGAGAGAGAGAGAGAGAGAGAGAGAGAGAGAGAGAGAGAGGUGGAUUGAGUGAGGCUGACGUGGCAGGAGUUGGGAACAGGACGACGGGCUGGGGCUGGCAGAGAGAGAGCCAAAAGCCAGCCUGACUGGGUGAGAGGAAGUCGGGGAGGGUACCCGAAGUGGAGGGGGGCACGAGUAGGAGGAGGUCGUUAGGGGAAGGAGGAGAGCAUUGCGGGCACACCACACUGGAAAGCCAGGCGAAAGGGAAGGAGAUCGUUUUGAGCGAGUACAGCAUGGACGCUGACGUGGAUAUGGAUGACGUACCGAGCUCAGAGGAAGAAACCAGCGACAUCGAUACAGGAUCAUGGAGCGACGAUGAAGAUAUGCCGGCUCCGCAGGCACUGUACACUAUAUUAUCGGAGAAGGAUAUAAAGGACCGGCAAGCGGAAGCAAUAGACAACGUUUGGACAGUGCUGUCGGUGUCGAAAACGGAUGCGGGCAUUCUGCUGCGGCAUUUUAAAUGGAGUGUAAGUAGGGUGAAUGAUGCGUGGUUUGCAGACGAAGCAAGAGUGCGAGAAACGGUGGGACUCAUCGAAUGGUCGGUGGAGGGAGAUGCGUAUGAUGGAGCGAACAAGCUCACGUGCUGGAUAUGCUUUGACACGCUUCCGCGAGAGGACAUGAAGGCGCCAGUUUGCCGGCAUUAUUUUUGUGAAAGUUGCUGGACAGGCUACAUUCACACUGCGAUCAACGACGGACCGGGGUGCCUCACAUUGAGGUGCCCGCAUUCGACCUGUAGUGCUGCAGUUGGAGAAGACAUGGUUCUGUCGCUUGCAUCGGAGGAGGAUGCCCAAAAAUAUCACCGCUAUCUGUUGAGGUCUUACGUCGAAGAUAAUAGAAAGGUGAAGUGGUGUCCUGCCCCUGGAUGUGAAUUUGCCGUGGAACUGAUUCCAGGAAGCACAGUCUAUGAUGUCACCUGCAAGUGCGGUCAUCAGUUUUGCUGGAAUUGUUUGGAGGAGGCGCAUCGACCGGUGGACUGUGACACCGUAGCGAAAUGGAUUCUAAAGAACAGUGCCGAGUCCGAGAACAUGAACUGGAUUCUGGCCAAUUCCAAGCCAUGCCCGAAGUGCAAACGGCCUAUUGAGAAGAAUCAAGGGUGUAUGCAUAUGAGCUGCACGCCUCCAUGCAAAUACGAGUUCUGCUGGCUUUGUCUUGGGGCAUGGAGCGAGCAUGGAGAGCGAACAGGUGGUUUCUAUGCCUGCAAUCGGUAUGAGAUUGCUAAGCAAGAAGGAGUGUAUGAUGAGGCGGAGAGGAGGAGAGAAAUGGCGAAAAAUUCUCUCGAGAAGUAUACUCAUUAUUAUGAGCGGUGGGCUACAAAUGAGUCGUCCCGAGUCAAGGCAAAGGAAGACUUGAUCAAGCUGGAAAAGGAGAAGAUUGAGGACUUGAGCAAUAAGCAAUGCCAGCCGGUUUCACAGUUGAAGUUUGUUGCCGAUGCUAUGGCUCAGGUGGUCGAGUGCAGGCGUGUUCUGAAGUGGACGUAUGCGUACGGCUACUACCUAAAGGUGGAGGAGCAAGGAAAGCGUGAUUUUUUCGAGUACCUCCAAGGGGAGGCAGAGCAUGGGCUUGAGAGGUUGCAGGAAUGCGCAGAAAAGGAUUUGAAGGACUUCCUGCAAGCAGAUGGGCCGAAAUCGAACUUCAACGAGUUCCGCACAAAGCUUGCCGGCCUGACAAGUGUGACUCGCAUAUACUUCCAGAACCUUGUAAGGGCUUUAGAGAAUGGUCUCUCGGACGUUGAUCCCGCACCCAGUCCUUCAAGGUCUGGGAGCUCGAAGGGCAUUGGCUCCAGCAAGUUGACGGUGAGCAAAUCGCUCAAUGGGAGUAGAAGAGGGAGCGCAUCGGGCUCGGCGUCGCGAAGGACGGGGGGGGGGGAUGAGCCAGAAUAUUGGACAUGUGGUCGUUGCACGUAUGGGAAUCCGAUGGCAGCUGAAGUCUGUGACAUGUGCCAAAAUGUUCGGGGAUUGUGAAAAAGUGUGGGAGAUUGACGAUGCUGUGUGAUUGUGGACUUAGGUGUAGCAGCACUCGCAGGUUGUCAUGGAAGUAAAGGGGAGGGAGGAAACGCAUUGGUUGGCUGGGUGGGGUAUAUGAAGUGAGGAAGUCGCUGAGGACGAGCUUUUUUCGUGAUUUCAUCGUCAAAAGAGAGACCGGUCAUCGCAAGUGAGUGGCAGUGCAGGGUUCACAUGCUGAAGUGAUCGGUGUCCGGUAUAUGAAGGCCUUAGUCGAGGGGGUGCAAGAAGGGCAUAUGCCAAGCACUGGAAGUGGCAAUGGAAGAAACAAAACCUGGUGAGUCGAGGAGGACGAGGCGAAGAGCUCAUUGUUUUGGAUUCAUUCCGGCAUUCCCUGUGCACAAAUCUGCAGAAACCCCCACAUUUCACCAGAUGACUAUGUGAGUUCGUCCCGGGAGAGUAGUUGCAUGUACAGAAUCCAGGCGGGUGCAUGAUUCCCUCGCCUCAGCAAUGGUGCUUGUCGUGUACCCUACGGAGGUGUGGAUCGUAAAAUGGAGAGGCGAAAUGAGUAACUUCAGUGAAAGGUGGGUGGUGGGCAGGAGGCCACAUACAUACCCGUCCCCCCCCCUCCAUGAUCUGUUCCAAUCCCUAACUGCCAGCGGUUUGAGCCCAUAUCCCAUGUCGGGUUUGCUUAUACGGCGGUCCAAGCAUUCUUCGACUUCGCUACUUCUCAUAUGCCUGGGCUGCCGUGCAGGCCUGAAGGGUGAAUUACUUGAUCGCUUUCCUGUUUGGUGUGCGGUUGUGGCGAGUGUGCUCUGCAGGUAAAGGCCUGUUGUGUAUAUUGUGUCAAGAAUUCGUGGAGAAUUUGGAAGCGGAAGGGGGGAGGGGGAGGGGGAGGGGGGAGGGGGAGGGAGGGGGGGAAUGGUUGGGGAGAGGGGGGCGAGAUAAGGGAACACGCACAUCGGAGCAGAUGAUGGUAGGUGUUUUGGCAGGCUGUCCUGCUCCGCGGUGACGAAGACGGAUGUGGUAGGUGGGCAGGGACUUGCCUUGCCUAUCUAUACCUUGCCUUGCCUUGUGGUUGGGGGGGGGGGGGGGGGAAAUAUUAUCCCUCAACGAGGGGCAGUGGCGCAGCAGCAGGAUGUACGUGUGUUUCGCGCCCUUUAGUCCAUUUAGAGGAGGAAUAUCCUCUUGAUUUGCUUGCUUGCUUGCUUGCUGUUUAACGCCGAUCGCAUUGUACAAGAUGCUUAGGUUGUGCAGGUAUGUGUAAACUUCUUCAUUUCCAGGUCACAGGUUUGAUUGAGGUUCCGGUGAGGUUCCGGAAUCUAUGACAGGGCAGGGAGAAUGAACAGAUUCUAUGUGAGGAGGGGGGCAGUCGUAACCCUUCUGUAAUAACUGGCUAUGGACAUUAUGAAAUUAUGACGGGAGGAGUUGCUUAGUUGAUCGUGGUAGGCAGGGGUGCCGUGGGUUGCACCUGGGGUUCCUUUCAUGUUGCUAUGUUGAAAAGUGGAGGGGGAGAGAGAGAGAGAGAGAGAGAGAGAGAGAGUUACUGGACUGGUGAAGGAAAGAACGGAUAGAACACGCUGCAGUGGUGUGAAAGCGACUGUCGGUGCCUGAUGCCUGAUCGUGCAUUGAUGAUGGGGCAUGAAUUGGACGAGUUGCAGGUUCCAGUAUCAUGUGGCGAAUUGCAAACUGUGGUUUGUGUGUUUUCUCCAGUCUCUUACACAAAGGAACACAGUAGCAGUGCCAAGAUUGGAUGGACCAGGGAUCGGGAGCGAGUGAACAGGGGGCAAGUGUGUGUGUGUGUGUGUGUGUGUGUGUGUGUGUGUGUGUGUUUUAUAGUUGGUGGGUGUGGGUGGAAGGGGAGAGACAAGAAGGAAAGGAUGAAGGGAGGGGGGGGGGGGGGGGAGUGGGAAAUGAGAGGAAGAGGUGAUUUUGGUGCUCCUCAUUAUGCAGACUUGUUUCAUUCUGUUGUGUACUAGUUGCUCCUCAAGGAUGCUGUUCCUAAAAG